Messenger RNA from Pollicipes pollicipes, 327 nucleotides. Its product is annotated as myophilin-like. Gene Ontology annotation, cellular component: actin cytoskeleton. Gene Ontology annotation, biological process: actin filament organization. The coding region runs from base 1 to 327 and encodes 108 amino acids. The record is from RefSeq and is a predicted model, not a curated record. Gene Ontology annotation, molecular function: actin filament binding. NCBI's taxonomy places the organism in Eukaryota, Metazoa, Arthropoda, Thecostraca, Pollicipedomorpha, Pollicipedidae. The transcript is spliced from 4 exons.
AUGGCUGAAGACCGUGAUACGGACCCAAGGACCUGUUUCCAGGUCAACGACCUCUAUGAAAACAAGAACCUCUACAUGGUGGUCGACUGUCUGUACGCGCUCGGCGGGAGUGGUGAGUGGGCGGGGCCGGAGGCUCAGAAGAAGGGCUUCGACGGCCCAGUGCUGGGUGUGAAGGUGGCCAACGAGAACAAGCGGAACUUCAGCCAGGCCGUGCUGCGGAAGGGCGAGCAGGUGAUCGGCCUGCAGUACGGCAGCAACCAGGGCGCCAACCAGUCCGGCAUGACCGCAUACGGCGCCGGCAGACAGAUCCUCCCCAACGGACGCUAG